CGCUCCCUGCUCUUCAGGCCCUCAUUCACUGGGAGGGUGAGGGUGGUAACAGUAGCAGUAGCUGUAGCAGCAGCAGCAGCUAUUUGAUAGCCCGGUCAUGUCUGCACCUGCCAUGGGGACCACAAAAACAGCUCCUAAUGAUGGUAGCCACAAGAAGAAGAAAGGCCCGGGCACACUGGCCACCGCCUAUCUGGUCAUCUACAACGUGGUGAUGACAGCGGGGUGGUUGGUCAUCGCUGUGGGUCUUGUCCGCGCCUACCUUACCAGAGGCAGCUACCAUGGUCUUUACUACUCAAUAGAGAAGCCGCUGAAGUUCUUCCAGACUGGUGCUCUUCUUGAGAUUUUGCAUUGUGCUGUUGGAAUUGUGCCCUCCUCUGUGGUCCUGACUGGAUUUCAGGUGAUGUCACGGGUGUUCCUCACUUGGGCUGUGACGCACAGUGUGAGAGAAGUCCAGAGUGAAGACAGUGUGCUUCUCUUUGUGGUGGCUUGGACCAUCACAGAGAUCAUCCGUUACUCCUUCUACACCUUCAGCUUGCUUAACCACCUGCCUUACCUCAUUAAAUGGGCAAGAUACACAUUCUUCAUUGUGCUGUACCCCAUGGGAGUGACUGGAGAACUUCUCACUAUCUAUGCUGCGCUGCCUUAUGUUCAGAAGACAGGCCUCUACUCUGUCACUCUGCCCAACAAGUAUAACUUCUCCUUCGACUACUAUACCUUUCUCAUCCUCACCAUGGUCUCAUACAUCCCUUUGUUCCCCCAGCUCUACUUCCACAUGUUGCGACAGAGAAAGAAGGUCCUGGGUCACGUGGAGGAGUACACCAAAGUGGAGUAAACAAGCAUCCAGCGCUCCACGCAAAGCAGACUGAUCCUGUGGAGAAAAGGGAAAAAGAUGACCUUUCCAAUCCACACCUGGCUGAUUUAAAACAAGUAAAAAGUCUGCUUGACGAUAAACAGAGCCCAGCUUUUUUUUUUUUUUCCCAAGAACAAGAAGGUACCUGAAGAUGAUUUUUAACAAUGUGAGUUGAUAGAGAAUGGGCUCUUGCAGUGUGUGAUUUUAAGGAUAUUGAUAACAAUAUGAUAUCAAUGGUUUGAGCCCCCUUGAGAGGCAAAUGCAGUUCUUCAUGCUAAUACAAUGCUUACUGGUUUGUUUUUAAUGAAUCUAAUAUGGUUGCACUGACUUUAGUGAGGGAAAUAGGUAGUUUUGGCUUUCACCUGAAGUAACUGUAGAAUUGGAAAUGAUCACCUUUCCUUUACAAGAGCUACUCGAACAUACCUCUCCCUUGUACUGUGCCCUGUGUAUUUGGAAGUAUCAGUAGCAGUUUUGUUCAUGCACAGGCAAGGGGCCGAGCUGACGAUUAAGUCUUGAAUCUGUGUUUUUGUGCUUUCUACAUGACCCUUUGUCCAACAUAUGAUCACAUUCCUUUUGCUAGAUGUUUUGAUGGAAAACUAAUUUUUGAAGUACAAAACAAUUUCAGUUAUUGUUGCUCUUCACUGAUUUGCUCAGGACUUGUAUUCUCUGUACUGACUCCUUGUCCAUGACUUCUGGUUGCAUAUUUCUUUCUUCUUUCAGUGUUAAUUGUUCGAUAAGGGUCAUGUUAAUGACUUUAACGAGAAUUGUGUUGUUGGUAGUUGUUUUGUUUAAUAUUGGCUGUGGGUUGUUGGUUUGUAGCUGUUUGUUUGGAACGUGGUCCCUUCAGCAAGUAGCACUCGAGCUGAACUGACUGUACAGGAACGCCAUAGACGUGACUUGCGUUUAUGUUUUCCCUAAUUCACUUUACUCAAGCUUUUAUUAUUUGAUGAAACCUUGACAUCUCACCUCGAAGUCCUGUCUGUGGCUGAUUUCCUUUAGUUGUUUCCAAAGUGUUUGAUUGAAAGAGGGCAGCAUUUGGGCUGGAAGAGCACGCGCCGGCAGGAAGCUAGUGCAGGCCCUAGCUCCAGGGCCAAUUGGAUUAGACUGCCUCCAGUCAUGCAUUUCCAAUGAGUAAAAUCUAAUAAUGUGGUGAGCAGGCCAGGAGUCAGGAGUUGCUGAGCACUUCAUUGUCCGUCUGCCCUCGCUGUCAGCAGCAACAAAACUAAGCAAGCCCAAGCCUCCAAGAUGGGCUUGCUCAUUAGUUCUAAUGCACAAGUUGCAGACUUGCCUUUUCCCCACUGUUUGGGUCUGAACUCUUCCAAAGGGUAAAGUAUACAAGCACAGUCAGUAGCUCUUUCUGGAACAGCUGAACUAAUUAAUCACAAACAAGCUGAAAAAUCUGGUAAUCAAAAGCAAAAUCUCAAUAUUUUUCUGUUUGAAUAUUUAUGAUCCAAGCUACAUUUAUGACAUUCACCUGCUUGCUGAUAUGCUAUGUUACCUGUAAAUCCCCUGAAAGAAAUGCUGACCUCAAUUAAUGUUCCUACACCAUAACUACAAAGGAAACGGUUGACAUGGCAAGACCUUUUGGAAUGUGCAUCUGGAAUUAAACUGCAUGAAAGAUCAAGUUACACCAUAACUGGGGUGGUAAUGCCUAGGUUAACUCGUUAGAAGCAUGACCCUUAAUGCUAUCAGACAACAUUUGGGCUUUUGAUACAAAGGAUUUGCAUGGGACCAGCAGACUUUGUAUGAUUAGUAAAACAGUUCUAUAUUUACAAUAAACUCAUAACCUGGAAAACCAA
Colossoma macropomum (tambaqui) is the source of this 2649-nucleotide messenger RNA. RefSeq names its product 3-hydroxyacyl-CoA dehydratase 2 (gene hacd2). Gene Ontology annotation, cellular component: endoplasmic reticulum membrane. The transcript has 7 exons. Lineage: Eukaryota; Metazoa; Chordata; Actinopteri; Characiformes; Serrasalmidae. Gene Ontology annotation, biological process: very long-chain fatty acid biosynthetic process; sphingolipid biosynthetic process; fatty acid elongation. The record is from RefSeq and is a predicted model, not a curated record. The coding region runs from base 98 to 832 and encodes 244 amino acids. Gene Ontology annotation, molecular function: 3-hydroxyacyl-CoA dehydratase activity.